Messenger RNA from Racocetra persica, 425 nucleotides. The record is from the annotation of a GenBank genome assembly. NCBI's taxonomy places the organism in Eukaryota, Fungi, Glomeromycota, Glomeromycetes, Diversisporales, Gigasporaceae.
AUGAAUCACAGACUCAUUUUCAUCUUUUUGAAAUGUUAUGUGAUGAUGUUGAUACAUUGUUGUACAAUGAUCUAUUAAUUAAUGAUAUAGUUGAUCUUGGAUCUCCUCAGUUCUCACUGAAUGAAGAAGAGCAGAAUAUUCUUAUAGGUGAAAGGAGUUCUAUAAAGAGUGACUAUACGCGUUGGGUUGAACAAGAAUAUGAAAGAGAUGAUCUUUUACUGAAAAUAAAAUUGAAUAUUUUUCGUCAAGUUUCUAAUGUGUCAGAGAGUUCUCUUGUUGAAGCUAUCGUACACUUAAUCAAGGCUUCUUUACGCCGGUUACCACUUGAAUAUGAUAUUAAUGUGGUUAGAGGUGAAAAACAAAGCAUUGCUAGCAAGAAUCAGAAGGUGUUAGAGGAAAGUGGAUCAAGAGGAGAGCAUCUUUGA